This is a messenger RNA of Thelazia callipaeda (thelaziosis nematode), 1161 nucleotides long. Lineage: Eukaryota; Metazoa; Nematoda; Chromadorea; Rhabditida; Thelaziidae. The record is from the annotation of a GenBank genome assembly.
AUGAUUUUCAGUCAUCGACAGGAAACAUUGUUAAGGAACUUGAAACGUUUCUGGAAUCUGACUCGAUUCUCAAAAUCGCCAAGCAUUCUUGUAGCUUUAUUAGCCAUAUUAAACGAAGUGAAUAAAAAAAAAUCAGUUUGUGAGCGGAAGAAUAGUACUGUUUCACUUCUGUCACCAUCACCUUGUAAGGAAUUUCAAACGUCGAAAAGUUUCUUGGAGAGUGCACUAAAUGUUUGCAAACCACAGCAAAAACAAGCUAAUUUACGGAAUCAGUAUUCUACUAAAGAUUCCACAAAUUCCUUGUAUUCAAGAUCUAAGCCAACGUACACUCAUUCUGAUGAUCACUGCUGUGCACAAAAGCACUUUGAUGAAACAAUGGCUAUGUUAUACAGAGAAUUGCAACUACUGAUGAAAAAUACUGAUAAUCAUAAUGAAAACAUUGAAAGUAAUAUGCAAAUGGAUCGCAGAAGUGAUACAUCAGUACCAAAAUCAGAUUCUUACACUAAUAAAUGCAAAGCUUUCAAUAAUCUUCUCGAACACAAGAAACGUUCACGUUCGCUAAAUAAAUUUGACGGAGAAAUUUUAGAAGAAAAGCUUACAGAAGGAGAAAAAUUGAAUAAAAUUUCAUUUCCAUUUGUGGAUGAAUCGCCACAAAAUUCAAUUAAGCGCCAUACUGGUGUAAAUACAGAAGUUAUUGCAGUUAACAGUGAUUCUCAAAAUUGCGAGGUUUCAUACAGUUGCGCGACAGAAUCAGAAGAUAAUGAUGAAGCAGUAAAUGUCAUCUCAUGGAGUGAAUCACCACAUUUUGGAGAAAAUAACAAUUCUAGGUUUCACAGUUCAACACUUCAUCAUAACAUUCAUCAUCGUCGACGUUCAUCACAAGUUGCAGAACAGGUUUGGAGAUUACGGCAUAGACAAGAACAAGAACGAAAAAAUGGCGUUGAUAAAAAUUUGUCACUUUCAACAUCAGCAAAAAUGGAUGAAUUUGUAACAACAAAAAUAUCAAGAGUUUCAAAUCCAAGUACUGUACCAUUAGAUCAUGUACACAAACAAUGUGCUCAAUUAGAUGAAAGUUUGGAUCCAAAAUUAGGUGUUGUGAAGGAAAUGAUCAAACAGUUAGAAAAGCCAUUAUCACUGAUAACAGCAUCACAUGCCAUAUGA